Molecule: messenger RNA, 1536 nt
Organism: Aspergillus terreus NIH2624
Lineage: Eukaryota; Fungi; Ascomycota; Eurotiomycetes; Eurotiales; Aspergillaceae
Product: carboxylic acid transport protein
Exons: 5
Coding region: 1-1536 (511 amino acids)
Biological process (GO): carboxylic acid transport; transmembrane transport
Cellular component (GO): plasma membrane
Molecular function (GO): carboxylic acid transmembrane transporter activity
Source: RefSeq, a predicted model, not a curated record
AUGAGCACCCCAAACGAGCCCGCUGACCCCAUACCAGACGGUAUCUUUGCAACCGCAAAGCAGGCCUGGGGUGACCUGUUCAAGUGGAAGCAGCGCGUGGAGGUCACCAAUGAAUUCGGUGAAACCCAUGCGGAAUGGCAAGACCCCGAGCCUAUCCAGAACCCAAUCAGUCUCUUUCUUCAGUUGAGUGCCCGGGACUGGCUGUUCUUUAUCGUCGGUCUGGUGGCCUGGACGGCGGACGCGUUUGAUUUCCAUGCCCUCUCUAUCCAGACAGUGAAGCUGUCGAAGUACUAUGACCGUUCCAAGACCGACAUCUCCACGGCGAUCACACUGACUCUCCUCCUGAGGAGUGUGGGUGCCGCCUUUUUCGGUCUGGCAGGUGACAAGUUUGGUCGCAAGUGGCCCAUGGUUGUGAACAUGCUCGUUCUGGGUGUGUUGCAGAUCGCGACUAUUUACAGCCGGACCUUUCAGCAGUUUCUGGCGGUACGGAGUCUGUUCGGCUUGUUCAUGGGCGGAGUGUACGGCAAUGCCAUCGCCAUGGCUCUGGAACAUUGUCCAGUGAACGCGCGUGGCCUAAUGUCCGGUAUCCUCCAACAAGGCUAUUCCAUGGGAUAUGUCUUUGCGGCGUGUGCGAACCUCGGUGUUGGCGGCAGUACCGAGAGCUGGAAGACUGUCUUCUGGAUUGCAGCCGGCAUUUCGAUUGGCGUUGGUCUUAUUCGCAUUUGUUUCCCCGAGUCCAAACAAUUCCUCGAAGCGAAAAAGGCGGGCAAGGCAUCGUCCGAUCCCAAAGCCUUCUGGAGGGACACAAAGCAGAUGUUGGCCAAGGAGUGGAAGAUGUGCAUAUACGCUAUUAUCCUGAUGACUUGGUUCAACUACUACUCGCAUACCUCCCAAGAUUCCUACACCACGUUCAUGUUGACACAGAAGGAUCUGGACAACGCCUCUGCUUCGCGCGCGUCAAUUCUCAUGAAAACUGGUGCUUGUGUUGGUGGUACGAUUAUCGGAUACCUCUCCCAGUUCUUUGGACGUCGUCGCGCGAUCAUCGUCUCGGCCUUGGUGUCGGGUAUCCUAAUUCCGGCAUGGAUCCUCCCAAAUGGGGAGCGAGCACUGAGCGCCACUGGCUUUUUCAUCCAGUUCUUCAUCCAGGGUGCAUGGGGAGUCAUUCCGAUUCAUUUGAACGAGCUCUCUCCACCCGCAUUCCGUUCUUCCUUCCCAGGUAUCACAUACCAACUCGGAAACAUGAUCUCGUCCCCUUCAGCUCAGAUUGUAAACGCUAUUGCAGAAUCAACCUUCGUGAAGGGUGUCUCUGGUGAGCCAGCACCUGCCUACGGACCAACCAUGGGCGUUGCCACGGCCAUCAUUGCAGUGGGUAUCAUGGUCACGACUGCCUUUGGGCCUGAGAAACGUGGCCGCAAGUUCGAGACUGCUGUUGCGGGUUUGGAUGAACAGAACCCCAAAGAAGCCGAUCUCGAGAAGGGCCACGAACUGGAAAAAAAGGCCACUGGGGAGAGUGUUCAGAGAAUAGAGAAGAUCUAG